UGGCCGGUGGCGGGGUGCUUGCCCCACGGCGCGAUGCCGACUAUCUCUUCAGCAGCGACGCUGCCCACCCGGACACCCGCAGAAUACACGAGAGCCUCGAUUACAUGGAGGGCAGAGCUACCGUCUUUCACUCCCGUUACAUCUCCGCGUGGGCACGCGCCAUCACAGGGGCGAAGCCGUCGGCAGUUCUGGGCCACUUCAUCCUGCCACCCGCCUGCCUGCAAGAAGAAAUCAGAAGGAAAAUCGGUUGUUUUAUUUGGGAGCAGGCGGAUGAUUCCCUUGCAGAACAGCCCAGCGAAAAUCAGCCGGAUGAACCGGAGGUGGCAAAAAAAGGCUGUGAGCAAGAAGCGGAGGGGAAUCUGCUAGACCUGACCGAAAGCGAAGAAGAAACUGGUUCCAGAGGGGAAAUUCCAUACCGCGCCCUCCGGGAAUACCCGAAGAAUAACAUGGUGACAGGCUACCCCUCUGCUCGCAACAUGAAGAAAUACCUUGGGGAGCUUCGCGAUUUCAUCCCCGGCACCUCGGGCUAUGCGGUGUAUUGGAUUCAGGACGAAAUUAACAUUUACUCUGACUUGAAGACUAAAAUGAAGAGAAAAUUGUAA
Molecule: messenger RNA, 602 nt
Organism: Pterocles gutturalis (yellow-throated sandgrouse)
Lineage: Eukaryota; Metazoa; Chordata; Aves; Pterocliformes; Pteroclidae
Gene: TERB2
Product: chromosome unknown open reading frame, human C15orf43
Exons: 6
Biological process (GO): meiotic attachment of telomere to nuclear envelope; homologous chromosome pairing at meiosis
Cellular component (GO): nuclear inner membrane
Source: RefSeq, a predicted model, not a curated record